Messenger RNA from Eurytemora carolleeae, 4227 nucleotides. RefSeq lists its product as uncharacterized. The coding region runs from base 94 to 2832 and encodes 912 amino acids. The record is from RefSeq and is a predicted model, not a curated record. The transcript has 25 exons. NCBI's taxonomy places the organism in Eukaryota, Metazoa, Arthropoda, Copepoda, Calanoida, Temoridae.
UGAAUUCACUUCUACAACAGAAUAAAAAAUGUGACCCGAUCGAUUGAAAGAAUCUGCGAAUAAAUAAAACUGGUGGAUUUUGUAAAAUCCAAGAUGGCCACGAUGGCGGACGAAAUUGAUAUUAAAGAGGAUGAAAUCGAUAUCAAAGAUGAAAUUGAACCUCUUAUCAACAGUUCAAGUGUGUCAAUCAAAAGUGGUUUUAAAGACGAGUUUAGUGACGAACUUGAAGCUGAAACUGAAGAUCAAGACACAGAAAACGACGACUUAAACGAUGCAGAAGAGAUCGUCACGGACGGUGUCAGUCUUGAUGACGAGCAGCAGUUCGUCGACGAUUCUGAGUUGGUUGGUGAUGCUGAUUUGUUGGACGAAACACCCGACAAUGAUCCUCUGAAUAUGACCGAAGAGUUAGAAGAAGAUGGACUUGAAGAUGACGAGGUUCUGGCAGAUGAUCAAGAUGUCGAUAAUACUCUUGAGGAUGAAAUCCUCGAGAACGAAGAGGGAGACGAGGACGAAUCUAUGAACGCAGAGGACGAACCAAUGACCACAGAGGACGAGCAGAAAAAUGGAACGAAGCGUAAAUCCCCUGAUGAUAAAUCGGAUGUUCCAGUCAGAAAAUCCUCCAGAAUUCGACUACGGACAGAUCUCAGGAAAGACCAGGAAGAAAAUGGCCAAGUGAAAAGCGUUCAUGAUACACAGAGAGAGAAAACUAAGAUGCUGCAAAAGCCCACAGAACGUCCAACACGUGUGAACGAAGACGAUGAACAGUCAGAAGGUGAAAAGGUAUCCGACACUGAGAAGGAAGAGGAACCAACUGUAGAGGAUACAUCAAAGGGUGAUAGAUCUCGACAGCCGGGUGUGGGAGCUUCAAGGAAAAUAGAUCAGGACUUUCUUCUUCCUUUCAGAUUGGGUUGGACCCGUGAAGCUUCUGUACGUCAAGUAAAGGCUGGCCCUCCUCAAAUAGAUAUUUUUUACUGGCCACCGAAGGACGGAGAGGACCAUGGAGCAAGGAAUAGGGAGGCCCGGAGAAAGCGACGAUCUAAAGUAGAUCAGGAGAGAUAUUUUGAGGAGUUCCCACAUCCUCAGCUCUCUGUAAAUAACUUUACUUAUGUUCGCAGACCUUUGGAGCUUAAUAAUGAAGCAUAUGAGAUUGUUAGGUAUUCUAAACCGAGUCUAGAGACACGUAGUGACAAGAGAACCCGGGCUGGAAAGAUUGCGAGCUACAAGGAAGUUGCUGAACACGAGGGCCUCUUGUCUUCCAACAGUUCAGAGGACGAGGCUGAGGAGGUUCAAGACAUUACUGAGUUCGACCAGGGGCUCCCACUCUCAUUACAGGUUCUAAGUCGAGUAACCCCGCUCAGAGAGGAAUCCAAGAAGAGACAUAAGUACCCUAAUCGUGACCGUUGUGUGACCCCCCACCUGGCUGAAGAGAUAUCUUGGACUCUACUUGACGAUGAUCCAUUAGGUAUCUACCAUGAGCUUGGAGGGCGGAGUAGUCCUUCAACACCUCCGCCCCUUCGUGCUCUCCGUCUUACUUCACAUCCUACAAUUGCCGCAAUAAAUCAGAAACUAGAUGAAAUUAGAACUGGUUUGGUGGAUCCAAUGCUCCGUAUAACAGAGGGGAACAAGGAUCUCAACAUGAAGGAUAAUUUGGCAUCUCAUGAUGCUGCAAUCAAGAAGUACAAGGACUUUGCACCAGUGGUUCCCUUCCAACACAGAAGCCUGCAUGGCCGACCAGUACAACGAGGAAUAGUUGGAAGAGUUGGAGCUGCUGGUUUCCGUCCCCCACCAUCAGCCGCCAGGAGUUCAAAUACUAACUCAGUCGGCUUCGUCAAGGUUCGACUGCCCAUGUUAUCCACUAACGGUAAACGACCUGUUGUCGAGCUUGUUAUGCUCAAUAACGGCAAAUAUCAACCCAUCAAGUUCACCAAUAACAGACAGGUUACUGAAUCUAUACCAAAGCGAUUGUUUGAUCAAGCAAACUCAAUGCGGAAAACAUUGUAUCAAAGAUCUGUCCAGGUUCCUAAGAUUGGUGCCAAGCAAGUAUUUAUCGCAAUUAACCCCAGUCCUGGAUCUCGACCCUUCCAGAGCAACACCAACGGUUCCCCGGCAAACCGGCAACCGCAGAAACCACAGCAACAGAAACCACAACAACCGCAACAACAGACCAGUAAACCACCCAGUUCUUCAGAUCAGGUGUCCAUUUUGGUUCGGCCUGCACAGGGCGGAAACGCAGUUCUUUUGAACGUUCCACGGCAUGUUGCGCUCAAGGUGAAAAUCGGAACAACUCUCUCAUUUUCUGCCAGCAACGAACAGAAGUACACAGUCAUUGACAACAAGAUGCAUCCACCGGUUGGUAAGGGUCGGCCGCCACCCCCUAGACAAGAACGAAAACCGGCAAUACACACCAUACCGUCACUGCCCUCAGGCGUCAGUAUCCGACCGAUCAAUCGGACGCAGAAUCAUCAGCAACAAAAUCGGCCGCAGGUCGGAAGAACUACUCCGGCCGGCCGUGCACAGCAGUUUGUUCGGCAGAUACAGGCUCAGGUUCGACACAGCUCCCCCCGGCCUAUUCAGACAGCUGGCAGGAAAAGUGGUCCCUCUGUCUCGAAUUUCAGCCCCUGUUCUCCAUUUUGUCCCGGAGUAACAGGGAUACCGGAGUUAGAAUGCUCAUCCUGUCAUUCUCUCUUCCACCCUGUGUGUGUAGGGAUUCCCCAUAAUAGGAUUCAUCUUCUAGCAAGCCUGUUCAGGUGUAAGGCUUGUGGUUCUAACGGUCCUGGGAGUGGAGGAGGAGGAGGAGGAAGUAAAUCUAUUCAAGUUAUAGAUCUAGACUAAACUACCUGGAUAAAGAAGUACUCGUUUCUAUUCCUACCUUCGUAACCUUUCUUAUUCCCACUUGCAAGUAGGAUUUCACUCUCCUGUUAAUGUCCUCCAUUAAAUACCUGGAGUACCCUUUCCUAUUCCCACUUCACAUUAAUACCUGGAGUACACUUUCCUAUUCCCACUUCACUUUAAUACCUGAAGUACACUUUCCUAUUCCCACUUCACUUUAAUACCUGGAGUACACUUUCCUAUUCACACUUCACUGUAAUACCUGGAGUACACUUUCCUAUUCACACUUCACUUUAAUACCUGGAGUACACUUUCCUAUUCACACUUCACUUUAAUACCUGGAGUACACUUUCCUAUUCCCACUUCACUUUAAUACAUGGAGUACACUUUCCUAUUCCCACUUCACUUUAAUACAUGGAGUACACUUUCCUAUUCCCACUUCACUUAAAUACAUGGAGUACACUUUCCUAUUCCAACUUCACUUGAUGUAGGAGAACUGUUUCUCAAUUCUAAGUUUGGGUAAACUAAACUUCUCAAAUCCAAAUGGUAAUCAGAAGUAAUCACUGAUAUCUCAAAACUCAAGACCCCUCUAAGGAAAAUGUGCCUACUCAAGAUUUUUACCUGAAGGCCUAUGAAAACUAUGCACCUAUAAACUAUCAGCCUGUAUCAAGGGUGUGAAUUUAAACUACCCCCGCUCAGCGAACUAUAACUACAGUUUAAAAGAACAUGGAAUAUCAGAUUCAUUAUUCCUUCUGUAACAACUGUAAAGGGAAAAGUAAGAAAAUCUUUCUCAAUUGUUGAAGUACAAUAUUCUUAUCAUUCUAAACUAAACAGUGAACACCCAUUAAGUCUGUUUCUCUCCAUCUUUUGAGAAUUUUUUUAAGUUAAAAAUUUCUGCUAAGACCCCCCCCCCCCUUCCCUCUGUUACUUGAAAAUGAAAUUAAGCUACAUUGGUAUUUGUACUCAAAAUGUAAAAUGUUAAAAAACUAAAACAUUCAAAUUAUCGCGUCAAACUUUUGAGAUUGAUUAAAUGUCGGCCUUUCAGGAUGUCUCAUUUCUGUACAUAAUAUUUCUGUAUAUUUGUCCAUUGUACAUAUUUAAUCUAAUUUUCACAUUUUUACAUUUUACGACUGAACCCCCUCAGUAUUUUUUAUAUAUCUCGUUUUCGAUCGUUAAAAAUCCCAUGUACAAUCCUGAUCAAAUGGCGCAUUUCUAUGUACAAAUAUAUUUAUUUCGCGCCAUAAUUUCGAGACAUUCUGCAAACCCACGGAGCAUUAAAAAUUGUGUUAAAUUAAUUGCAUUUCCUCUAUUUUUAUAUCCGACUUUUGUAUAAGCAUGGUUCAAAAUCAUUUAUGUAUUAUUCAUAUAUCAUAAAUACAGUAGCUACACACACCGUUA